ACUUUACCGCGGUCACACUUAUACCAUACAAUUUUGCUUCGUCGUCGAAUUUAAUCCCGUGUUUUUGUGUUGUUAUCCCCCAGCUAACUAAAAACAAAUCGAUAUGGCAGCUUACACCGAGGAUCAGUUGGCUGAGUUCCAGGAGGCCUUCAACCUGUUCGACAAUCGCGGCGACGGCAAGAUUCAGUUGAGCCAAGUGGGCGAGUGCCUGAGGGCCCUGGGCCAGAACCCCACCGAGUCGGACGUGAAGAAGUGCACCCACCAGCUGAAGCCUGACGAGCGCAUCUCGUUCGAGGUGUUCCUGCCCAUUUACCAGGCGAUCUCGAAGGCCCGUUCCGGGGACACCGCCGACGACUUCAUCGAGGGACUGCGUCACUUCGACAAGGACGCCAGCGGCUUCAUCUCCUCCGCCGAGCUGCGUCAUCUGCUGACCACGCUGGGCGAGAAACUGACCGACGAGGAGGUGGAACAGCUGCUGGCCAACGUUGAGGACCAGCAGGGCAACAUCAACUACGAGGAGUUCGUGCGCAUGGUGAUGAGCGGCUAGGACGGGGAGGUAUCUAAGUCUGCCCGAUUCCAGCUCUCCAGCACCACGACAAUAGAUGCAACACUAUCCAACACAACACAAAACACAGCACUAAAACACCUGCCAAGCUAGCUGAGCCGUUCAUUCCGCCAGAAGUUCCAACUCCGUGAUUCCAACUUAGCCAUUCUUCCCCCGGAUCCAUCCUGUUCUGCCGCGAACAAACCAAGGACAACGACCAAGGAUAUCGAGAUAUAGACAUACAGGGGAAAGUGCCUAAAAGGCCGCUGAAAAUAGAAAACUGAAAACCUAGAGAUCGGAGCUUUUCCCACUUCCAAAACUAACCAUCGAUGUAGACAUAGAUUCAUGAAUUAUUAUAACUAAUCACUGCGUCUGUGAAUGUGCGUAUUAUUCUAAAAAGAAGCGAAGUUAAUCAGUAAUUAUCACCUCGUUCAGGCGUUCUUUUGUACCAAUCACACUCGAUACAUAUAUUAUAUUUCAAUGGGAAACACCGAGAGUAUCACGAAAAGUAUUUCUAAAUUAAAUUUGAUAUGCGUCGGUGGCGUAUGUCCGAAUUUAAAUGCGCA
Molecule: messenger RNA, 1110 nt
Organism: Drosophila rhopaloa
Lineage: Eukaryota; Metazoa; Arthropoda; Insecta; Diptera; Drosophilidae
Gene: Mlc-c
Product: myosin-2 essential light chain
Exons: 3
Coding region: 104-547 (147 amino acids)
Cellular component (GO): myosin II complex
Molecular function (GO): myosin heavy chain binding; calcium ion binding
Source: RefSeq, a predicted model, not a curated record